This is a messenger RNA of Amblyraja radiata (thorny skate), 885 nucleotides long. RefSeq names its product SPC25 component of NDC80 kinetochore complex (gene spc25). Gene Ontology annotation, biological process: chromosome segregation. The record is from RefSeq and is a predicted model, not a curated record. The transcript is spliced from 7 exons. Bases 125 to 802 code for a protein of 225 amino acids. Gene Ontology annotation, cellular component: Ndc80 complex. Lineage: Eukaryota; Metazoa; Chordata; Chondrichthyes; Rajiformes; Rajidae.
CACUCCCCCUCUCUCUCUCCAUGCGCGCGCUCGCUCUCUAUUUCCGGUUUCCCCGAGCACUUCCGCCAGCGGUCGCUCCGUCUACGCGGGUUGAAGCUUGGCGGCAAAUUCAAGCGGGAGAUCGAUGGAUAAUUUCAAAGAAGAUAUGCAAAGUCAGCUGGAUGAAAAGCUGAGUGAAACCAGAGCGAAAUUUUUUAGUUUGUGGGAGAGCUGUAAUCCAGAAGGAUUCAAAUCGAGAUAUGGAGAAUCCUUGAAAAUCACCAGAGACAGGUGCCUCGAAAUAUAUGAAGAAGAGAAGCAGAUGCGUGAUAAAGUCCAAUUAACAAAAAAGGCUGUUGCUGAGCAGAGCACCUUGUUGCAGACGAUGCAAGAAGAUAUACGCGUCGCAAACCAACAUUUUCAAAGUUGUGAAAAGCAGAAGCAGGAAUUGGUAAAAAAGAUCAAGCAACUGAAAGAAGAACUUGUCCAAAAGCAGGAAUCAAUUUCUACACAAAAGCAGGAAAACAAAGCAAAGCUGAAGGAACUGAAUACGUCGGCAGAGAUGUUCAAGAAGAGAAUGGGUCUGGAAAUCCGCAGAGUGCAUGGUGAACAACUGCAAUUCAUCUUCAAAAACGUCAACAGCAAAGACCCCGGGCAGCUGUUUACAUUCUUACUGAAAUUUAACGAAGAAGGGAAUUAUGAAGUCGUGUCCUGUGACCCUCCGCUGGAAUGUAUGCCUCUACUGCAGGAGAAGCUCAAAGAAAACAACAAUUUCUCUGCAUUUCUUGCAAGCGUCAGGAAGGCCUUUACUGCACUGGUGUAACUCCAAGAUACAUUUGUGAUUUGUGUUCAACUUAAGAAAUGUAAGCUUCGGCUAUUAUAUUUGCCAUCCACAGACCAUGUAAA